Messenger RNA from Coregonus clupeaformis (lake whitefish), 6831 nucleotides. RefSeq names its product mitogen-activated protein kinase-binding protein 1. The transcript has 30 exons. The record is from RefSeq and is a predicted model, not a curated record. NCBI's taxonomy places the organism in Eukaryota, Metazoa, Chordata, Actinopteri, Salmoniformes, Salmonidae. Bases 706 to 6657 code for a protein of 1983 amino acids. Gene Ontology annotation, molecular function: protein binding.
CCUGUCACUGACAGUGUUUGGGGGCUAUGCACAACUAGGCUGGACAAUAGAACGACGUUAGCAAGCUAGCUAGGUACUGUAGGCUAACGUAAAUUACAUGUUAGUAGUAGGCAAAAGCACUGGGGAUAUUCUUCUUGAGCAUGUGGUUUAGCUAACGUCAGUAUCUUUCUUGCCCAUUGUGGGGACGCAAGAGACAGCUGGGACAUUGGCUGAAAGCUUGGCUAGCUAGCUAACCAACUGGUAUUGUGCCGCAGACCCCAACCCAGAUCCAGUUUCACCAAUGAUUGGCAGUUCUCGUCGCGGAGGGUGCAAUGACACAAGACGAGGAGCCGCGGCGUGACUGACAGUCUUCUGGAACCCGACCAUCGAAGUAGCUAGCUACUACUGUUGACAAUCUGGGAACAUGGACAAAUGCAUCCAGAGAAGUAUCCCUCUCCCUGGAUCAGAAUGUAAUGCAAGAAGGACGGAUAGUGCGGAAAAGCUUUCUAGGCAGAGCAGGGCAUAUAUGAACGGGAACCGCACACAUCAUGCCAACAGAGCACGCAACUCAUUGAACCAGAAGGAAGCAUGACAGCAUAUUAAUGUUUAUUUUAUCUAUGUAUUUAUUUUGCUGAAUAAGACAUGGUUUUGUCUGGCUAUCACCACUGGUUCCCAGAUUUUAUGUACUAGUUCUAUCAACCGAUGUCUGAGAAUUUAGAUUUCAAGAUGACGGUAGAGGGUUCCACAAUAAAGAGUCGGAUCAAAAAUCUUCUCCGCUCGCCAUCUAUCAAAUUAAGAAGGAAUAAAGAUCGGAACAACAAAGAGAAUCUCAGUAACAAGGUGACAUUGGAGAAGGUGCUGGGGAUCACAGCAUUUGGGAACCGUGCUUUGGCCUGCGACCCUCGCUCUGGACUAGUGGCCUACCCAGCUGGAUGUGUGGUGGUGCUGCUGAACCCCAAGAAGAACAAACAGCAUCACAUCCUCAACAGCUCCAGGAAAACCAUCACCACUCUGUCAUUUUCCCCUGAUGGCAAAUAUGUGGUCACAGGAGAGAGCGGGCACAUGCCUGCUGUGCGGGUGUGGGAUGUUGCAGAGCGGACCCAGGUGGCAGAGCUACAGGAACAUAAGUACGGCAUCUCCUGCGUGGCCUUCAGCCCCAACAGCAAGUACAUCGUCAGCGUGGGAUACCAGCACGACAUGAUCGUCAAUGUCUGGGCCUGGAAGAAAAACAUUGUGGUGGCAGCCAACAAAGUGUCCAGUAAAGUGACGGCCGUGUCCUUCUCAGACGACAGCUCCUACUUCGUCACGGCAGGGAACAGGCACGUCAAGUUCUGGUACCUGGAUCACACCAAAUCCUCCAAGGUGAACGCCACGGUUCCUCUGCUUGGUCGCUCGGGGCUCCUGGGGGAGUUGAGGAACAACUUCUUCUCUGACGUGGCAUGUGGGAAGGGUCGUAAAGCCGGCAGCACCUUCUGCAUCACUUCCUCAGGCCUGCUCUGCGAGUUCAAUGACAAACGCCUGCUGGACAAAUGGGUGGAGCUAAGGAAAAACGACAUCAUCACAACAACUCAGGCCACGUCUCUGUCUGUGACAGAGGAGCUGAUCUUCUGUGGCUGUGCCGACGGCACCGUGAGGGUCUUCAGCCCCGUCAACCUGCACUUCAUCUGCACCCUACCACGUCCACACUGCCUGGGCACAGACAUUGCCACCGUGGUGGAGGCUAGCCACCUCUUCAGCCACAAGAUGGACGCCCGGUACCCUGACACGGUGGCUGUAUCCUAUGACCCUGCAAGCCGCUGGCUGUCCUGUGUCUACAACGACCACAGCCUGUACGUGUGGGACGUACGGGACCUCCGCAAAGUGGGCAAGGUCUAUUCCGCCCUCUACCACUCGGCCUGCGUGUGGAGCGUUGAGGUGUACCCAGACAGGAUAAGUGAUGGUGAGCAGCCCUGUCUGCCUCCAGGCUCCUUCCUUAGCUGUUCCUCAGACAACACCAUCCGGCUCUGGAACACUGAUGUUCACAGCACCACCCUCAGCCGCAACGUCAUCAGCAACGACCUCCAGAAGAUAAUCUACAUGGACAACAACACGGCCGGCCUGCUGGACACAGAGUGCCUCAACUCUGGGAACGGAGAGAAGGCCGACCCCCAGACCUCGGAGACCAGGACGGGCAUCAGGACGAUAUGUGUGAGCCCCGACGGGCAGCACCUGGCGUCAGGCGACCGCACCGGCACCUUGAGGAUCCAUGAGCUGAAGAGCAUGGAGGAGAUUCUGAACGUUCAGGCCCACGACUCGGAGAUCCUGUGUCUGGAAUACUCCAAGCCUGAGACGGGGCUGAAGCUGCUAGCCACAGCGAGUCGAGACCGUCUGAUCCAUGUGCUGGAUGCAGAGCAGGAGUACAGCCUGCUGCAGACGCUGGAUGAACACUCCUCCUCCAUCACCGCUGUCCGAUUCGCUGCCAAUGACGGCAAGGUGAGGAUGAUCAGCUGUGGCGCUGAUAAGAGCAUCUACUUCCGCACAGCGCAGAAGUCAGAUGAAGGAACAGUGUUUACUCGCACCCACCACAUCGUACGCAAGACGACGCUGUAUGACAUGGAUAUCGACCCCACCAGGAAGUACGCCGCUAUUGGUUGUCAAGACCGCAGCAUUAGAAUCUUCAACAUCAGUAAUGGCAAACAGAAGAAACUGUACAAGGGCUCCCAAGGAGAGGAUGGCACUGUUAUCAAGGUUCAAACCGACCCCUCAGGGCUGUAUGUGGCCACCAGCUGCUCAGACAAGAACAUCAGUAUCUUUGACUUCUACUCUGGAGAGUGUGUGGCCACCAUGUUUGGACACUCUGAGGUUGUGACUGGAAUGAAGUUCACCAAUGACUGCAAGCACAUGAUAACUGUGUCUGGUGACAGCUGUAUCUUUGUGUGGCGUCUGGCCCCAGAGCUCACCAUCAGUAUGAGACAGCGUCUCUCGGACCUCAAACAGAACAGCAAGCCAGUUCAGAAGACACCACCUCACAAACCUUGCAAUCUCAGCACCAGGAGAGAGGUGCACAGCACCCCUCCCAUAGUCACCAUGUCCUCUGACAGCGACAAAGAGGUGGAGGAGGAAUGGAUAGAAGAGGAGGAUGAGGAAGAGAUGAUCUCUCCUUACAUGGUGUCAGGCUGCAGUGCAGGGGAAGAGACAGACACCUCAGAUGAAAAGCACAACUCUCUCAACUCUCACGGCAGAGAACUGAAAAGGGAGAGCUCUUUUGGCAGGCGUUCCUCCCAGGGCAGUCAUCACUCUGAGGAAAGGGUUCCCCGUCCGCGGCGCCGGUGGUCCAGAGGCAUGGGCAGCAUGGAGCUGAUGGUCAAGUCCAUGUUGGACCUCAGACAGCUGGAUUCCUUCGCCAUGCCCCCCUCCUCCCCCACCAAGACCAAGAACCAACCUGAUGCUGACUCUUUCAGAGACCCAUUCAGGGAAGACGAGCUGGGCAGUACCAUCAGCCUGCAACCCCUUACUGCAUGGGGGGAUGAGUCUGAGCAGAGGUCCCAGCAGCGACCCCACUACAUCAUGCUCUCUCCACAGACCCCAGAGACUGAGACAGGCUCAGUGCUCUACCCCGAGGGCUGUGAGGACAGGGUCAGCUUAGCUGGCAGUGAGUACCUAGUGAAAGAGCUACUGCCCGGGUCUGGGGCCAACAGGAGUGUGAAGGGGUACCAGAACCACAACCAGUGGAGCCAGGGCCACCAUGACAAACACAGCCCAGACAGCGCCUGUUCUGUGGACUACUCCAGCAGCAGACGGUCCAGCCCAGACAGUCAGCAGCAGCCGCCUGGAGAGGACUCUGAGCCCACAGAGCCUCUCAGUGUGGAUGGGAACUCCUCUGAAUUGGACAUGGAGGAACUGGAGGAGGAAGAGGAGGGGGGCGUAGGGAGGGGAGAGGCCAAGGGGACAACAGUAGUACCUCAGACCCCUGAUCAGGAGGCCUUCCUCAAACAGCACUUUGGCAACCUGGCUGAGCUUAAAAACCCAGUGAGCCCGACCAGAGUUGUCACCCCUGACAGUGUCAGCAUCUCCUCCAAGUUCCUGUCCCAAUGCUCUGCUGGAAGCAGGACUGCCUUUCCAUUCCCAUCGAAGAGCGGUGGUGAGGGGAAGGUAGCCAGCGGUGUGGUGAGGCCCCUGGUCUCUGAGGUGAGGCCCCUCAUGGAGCAGAGCCAAGGCCAGAGCCACAACCAGGGCCAGAGCCACAGCCACAACCAGGGCCAGAGCCACAGCCACAACCAGGGCCAGAGCCAAGGCCACAGCCAGGGCCAGAGCCACAGCCAGGGCCAGAGCCAAGGCCAGGGCCACAGCCAGGACCAGAGCCACAGCCAGAGCCACAACCAGGGCCAGAGCCACAACCUGGGCCAGAGCCACAACCAGGGCCAGAGCCACAGCCAGGACCAGAGCCACAGCCAGAGCCACAACCUGGGCCAGAGCCACAACCAGGGCCAGAGCCACAACCUGGGCCAGAGCCACAACCUGGGCCAGAGCCACAACCAGGGCCAGAGCCACAGCCAGGACCAGAGCCACAGCCAGAGCCACAGCCAGGACCAGAGCCACAGCCAGGACCAGAGCCACAGCCACAGCCAGAGCCACAGCCAGGACCAGAGCCACAGCCAGAGCCACAGCCAGGACCAGAGCCACAGCCAGGGCCACAGCCAAGGCCAGAGCCACGACCAGGGCCAGAGCCACGACCAGGGCCAGAGCCACAGCCAGGAUCAGAGCCACAGCCAGGGCCACAGCCAAGGCCAGAGCCACGACCAGGGCCAGAGCCACAGCCAGGACCAGAGCCACAGCCAGGACCAGGGCCAGAGCCACAACCAGGGCCAGAGCCACAGCCAGAGCCAGAGGAAGGGCUCAGAAGACUCUCAGAAGGGCACUACCGGGAGAUUAGAAGUAGUGGACACUACCACUACGGAGAAGGGUCUGAAUCUGCGUGCCUCUCCUCUGAGGAAGAAGCUGUUUAACCCUGCAGUGGACUCCCGUAGGAUGGUCAGCCCCGUGGCCAAGGCUGCAGCCUCACACCUCACCUCUACAGGCAUGAGGAAGUCCCAGUCAGUCCAGAACCUGCACACUGAGGUAGAAAUGCCUCUGACCCUGUCUCGGCCCUCCAAGGAGGUGGCCCCCCAGCCCCAUCACGCCCAGUCUCAUCAAUCCCAGGCCAAUGAGCGUCCAGUGACCCUCCCCACCACCCCCCGCCGCACCCUGCCCAGUGUGCCUCCCCUCUGCAGCCCCACCUCCGCACAACCCCGGGACAGCACCAGUACCAGUCACAGCACUGCCACCACACCCAGGAGCCUCAAGUCCCGCUGCUCCUACAUGAGCCCCACCACCAGCUCCAUGGCCAAGAUGUCCCGCUCCGUGUCCAUGGGAGACAGCCUAAACGUGGCCGAGGAAGAGUCUGGGUCUGGGUCUACAGAGUCACGCAGGGGGUCCAGCUUUGACACCUCAAACGCUCCCACCAAGAGUCGGAGCUGCUCCUCCCAGAGUCCUAGUACUAAAUCGUCUACCCCCAUGGCCAUGUUCUCUUCCACCUUAGCCGCCUCCUCCCCUUUGGCGUUGGGUUUAGCCAUGCCCCAUGCUGCAGUUAUCCCCACCCUCAUCAAUAGCUCUCCUAGCAACUCCAACCCCAGCCCAACCACCAAGAGCCUGCAGGCUAAGCUGACGUGCAGCACCCGGCCCCAGCUCAACCUGGACAUCUCCAAGCCCCUCCCAGACAAGUCCUCCCUGGCAGUCUUCACUUCCAACAGUACUUCCAAGACCGCCACCUCCUCCAAGACUGUCAAAGAGGACAACAACCUCUCCUCCAGAUCCCCAGUCAGCUUGUUACCUCACCAGGGCCAGACUCAUCCAGUGCUCUCCAACAAAGUCCAGCUAGUCUCUGCACUGUCCCUCUACCCUGCCGAUCCUGUGGGGACUAGCCCAGCUCAGAGUCCUGAGGCCACCUUGAUAGACAACAGACUAGAACAGCCAAAGACGGAGGAGAGCCAGGGCCUGACUCAGGAGGAGAGCCCCGUGAUGGAGGUGUCUCUACAGGGCAGUCCCGUCUACCUGCUGUCAUCUGAAGGACCCGGCCAGGACCGCACAGGUUUGCUCCAACGUUCUCCCUCCUUCCUCCUGUCAUCUCUGCGUCUGGGCCUGCCCCUGGCCAGCACCAAGCACUUCUUUACUACUGGUGCCAUGUGGCCUGCUAUCUCAGUCUCCACCCCUAUGUACUCUACACCUUCACCUUCACCAUGUCCGUGUCCUCCGUCACUUAACCGUUUUCUCCUGAAGGACGGUUCUCUCAGUAUGGAGUCGUGCAGGGUGGUGGCCAGCGAGCUACAGAACACCUUUAGGAAGGCCUCCCAGCUCUACAGGAUGGUGAACAGUGUGCCUGUAGACUCCAGGCUGGAGCACCAUGAGAUGGCCCAGGUCCUGUCUGAGGCCUUUGAGGUGGUGAGGGCCGAGCUGAGCUCCCUGCCCCAGAGCUCACCCCCAUCCUCCUCUGGAGAACCUGCAGCAGGAGGCUCCCUGUGUACAGUGGGCUGCCGGCCUGUAGGACCAGGGACGGGGAGAUCAGCCUCAGGGGAGGAGAGGACUCUGGCUCUGCUGGAGCAGUACUCUGAGCUCCUCCUCAAAGCUGUGGAGAAGAGGCUGGACAACAAGCAGCUCUCCUAGACACUCCUCAAGGGAGACACAUCUUCUUUCACCCCCUUCCUUUAAGACUGAACCAACCAAUCCCCUUGCAAAAGAAGGAUCUGAAGCCAAUGUGCAAGGAUAUCUGCAGACUACAGUACUUUUUUUUUAUCGACAUGUUUUGAAAAUGAACAGAUUAAAAUAUUCCUGAAGGAU